Trametes versicolor FP-101664 SS1 is the source of this 531-nucleotide messenger RNA. RefSeq lists its product as uncharacterized. The transcript has 3 exons. Lineage: Eukaryota; Fungi; Basidiomycota; Agaricomycetes; Polyporales; Polyporaceae. The record is from RefSeq and is a predicted model, not a curated record. Bases 1 to 531 code for a protein of 176 amino acids.
AUGCGUGUACCGGGCGGCCCUGGCGAAUACUAUAAACUGGAACAGAACGGCCUGGCCCGGAUGUGGCAAGGGCCAUUCGAAUUCCAUAUAUGCGAGCCUCAUAACAGGACUGGCGCGCUGCCACGGCUAACGCCUAGCAUAUACGACGCGCUAUACGGCCGAAGGAUCGACUUCAUAGAGAAGGAGGUCGAAGACCCUAUCCAACGCAACAGCAAGUGGAAGCGGAUUGAGCUAGUUAUCCAGUGGCCCGGGUACCCUUCCAGAAGACAAUGGAUCGGAUUAACCAAGCGGUCUAAUUUCAAAGAGGCAUGGCUAUCACGCGCAGAGCUGUACGUCCGUAUCUGUGAAGCGUACCGCGCAUUCUUCGAGGACAUGAGAACUAGUGGUGUGGAGUCGACAGAACCGGACUGGACCGUGUGGUUGUCGCGCACGGACCUGAAGCGGCUUUACGUGGUCGCGCUGUGGUUCUGCGGCGAGCAUAUCUUCUACGCUGAUGUCGACUACGACGUGAUGGUUCCCGCGCCCGCGUGA